This is a messenger RNA of Diospyros lotus (date-plum), 846 nucleotides long. Its product is annotated as WAT1-related protein At1g25270-like. The record is from RefSeq and is a predicted model, not a curated record. The transcript has 6 exons. The coding region runs from base 1 to 846 and encodes 281 amino acids. Gene Ontology annotation, cellular component: plasma membrane. Gene Ontology annotation, molecular function: transmembrane transporter activity. NCBI's taxonomy places the organism in Eukaryota, Viridiplantae, Streptophyta, Magnoliopsida, Ericales, Ebenaceae.
AUGGCGGAAGAUCAGUCUCCAUCGCGGAAGAUCGGUCUCGAUUGUAGAAGAGGUUCAUUGUUCCAGAAUCUGUAUCUUGAGAGCAUGGCUUCAACAUCACCGACGUUCAUCUCAGCCAUUGUCAAUCUCACUCCUGCAAUCGCCUUUCUGCUCUGCCUAGCUUUCAGGUUGGAGAGCUUAUCAGCUAAAAGACAUGCUAAGAUAAAAGUAGCAGGAGUUGCGUUGAGCAUUGUGGGGGCAGCACUCUUGGCCUCUUUCAAACGCUUAGAAAUUAACCCUUGGCCAGUCAAAUUUGGCUUCCUACAACUGCAGCAGCAACAAAAGCAUAUCGACAAUCAAAUGAUGGGCUUAAUUCUAGCCCUACUUUCUACACUAAGCAAUGCAUCCUUCUUGACAAUUCAGGCCAAGUUCGAGGUUAAGAGUGGCAACAUUUUCCUUCUCCCGUUCUUGAUGAAUCUAAUGGCUGCCAUUCAAUCAGUUGUCUAUGCUCUGUUUGCUGAGAAAGAUAAGACACAGUGGAAAUUGGGAUGGAAUGUCAGGCUCUGGGCUGCAUGUUCUGCAGGAGUGUUGGGGUCGGGGCUGUCAACCACCAUUAUCACAUGGUGUAUUUCAGAGAUGGGGCCUUUGUUCGUGUCCACCGCCAACCCCUUUGGAUUGAUUCUUAUGACAGCCACUGGCUACUUCCUUCUGGGCGAGAAGUUGCAUGUCACAAGCUUGGCAGCAAUUGCAUUAAUCAUAGUAGCCAUAUUGCUGAUACUAUGGGGAGAAGUCAAAGAAUUAUCUGACAAGGAAGCUGAGCGCUCUGAUCAUCAGGAAGUGGAAUUAGGCGCUGUAAGGGAAGCCUAA